Aureobasidium pullulans EXF-150 is the source of this 1243-nucleotide messenger RNA. Its product is annotated as dual specificity protein phosphatase 12. Gene Ontology annotation, cellular component: nucleus. Gene Ontology annotation, molecular function: protein tyrosine/serine/threonine phosphatase activity. Gene Ontology annotation, biological process: protein dephosphorylation. Lineage: Eukaryota; Fungi; Ascomycota; Dothideomycetes; Dothideales; Saccotheciaceae. The transcript has 4 exons. The record is from RefSeq and is a predicted model, not a curated record. The coding region runs from base 95 to 1051 and encodes 318 amino acids.
GCGACUUGUGUGCAUCAAAGCAAAGAAAGUUAUUCGAAUCCAUUUGCCUUCUUUACAACAUCACCCCCAACUUAUCCAACAACACGACGCUAUCAUGUCUUUGCUUGACAAAGUUCCUGGCGAUCUCAAGCUUUACAUCGGAGGUAUCUUCACACUACGACGCAAGGAUCAACUCGCAGAGGCCGGCAUCACACAUGUACUAUCCGUGUUGAGACUUCCGCUCGAGGAGAAGCUGUUCGAAGGAUACAAACACAUGGUCGUCGAAGUUGAUGACGUCGAGGACGAAAAUCUGCUAGAGCACUUCCCGAAAGCCACUCAGUUUAUCGAAGAUGGUCUUGCAUCUGGAGGUGCAGUCCUUGUACACUGUGCCAUGGGCAAGUCAAGAUCAGCAACAUGCGUUAUUGCGUACCUGAUGCAGAAGUAUCAUAUCUCUCCAUCGGAGGCCUUAGAGCAAAUCAGACAGAGUAGACCGCUCUGUGAGCCUAAUGAAGGAUUCAUGAAGCAGCUGGAACUCUAUCAUGAGAUGAACACCCCAGAGAGUGUAGAAGAUACACCGACGUACCAACGCUGGGUAUACCAGCGUGAGGUAGAGAUGAGCCGUGCCUGCGGACAGGCCCCGGAAGCAGAGAAGAUUCGCUUUGAGGAUGAGCAUGUGGCAGCGAAGGAUGACGGUGGUUUUGACAUGCGAUGCCGAAAGUGCAGACGCACACUAGCGACAUCACAAUUCCUGAUCGCCCACCAAGCUCAAAGAGGUCCGGCUGAUUCCUGCACACAUUACUUCCUAGAUCCUCUGUCAUGGAUGCGACCCGAGCUGGAGAAGGGGGAAGUUGAAGGAAGGCUGGAAUGUCCUAACGAAAAGUGCAAAGCCAACGUGGGCAAAUAUGCCUGGCAAGGUAUGCGAUGCAGUUGUGGCGAGUGGAUAGUGCCAGCCAUCAGUCUGUCAAAGGGAAGGAUAGAUGAGGCGAAGAGACGGGCUGUCAAUCCCAGUGCGAUGGGUAUUCGUAUGCCCGCAAUGGCGACUCCGAGAGGACCCGGGCAGAACAAUCUCUAAAUGAUGAUGCAAUCUCGAGAUUGCGUACUGGGAAGCUAGAGACAACAGCUGCGAUUUCGCAAAUGGAAAUCCCAUCAGAGCAGGAGAAUACCUGAAAACAAAGGUGCCAGUCGGUUGUUAUCGACAGUCGUCAAUGCCAUUUUCAGAAAUAUACCUUGAUGGUUUAGCUGCUUGUAAAGCCUGUACAUUGCC